ACCAGUUUGGUCUCUACCUCUACUUUAGUUAUACUUAUUACAAACAACCUUAACCAACAUCCUCUUAACAGCAAUCUCUCCCUCUGACAACAAUUCCCUUUGCCAACUCUCCGUCAUCCCAACAAAGCUUGCUUUGAGGCAUCCCACCUCACCUCACAAAGAUAUCGAAGGCAACAAAAACCACCACCCUGAUCCAUUCCUUCGACUCUACUCCACCUUCAAGUCAUUAGAGAUGAAAGUGAAAGCAUUAGCUGCCUUCAGAUCCAAGCUUCUAAACCCAUGCAAAAAAUUCCUUCAAAUCUUCAAAAUUAGACUCAGAAAACCAGUCUUUGUAAGAGCUCUUCGAGUUCAUGCUCGUCGUAUCAAGGCUGAAAGAAGUCCUCUAAAAAACCGAAUAACUGCAGUACUAGCAUGCUACCGCUCAAUUUGGAAGUCGAAACAGAUGGACAGAGUAAGGGAGCUUUCAAGCAUAUCUAGAGGAGGAGGGCAUGAUGGAAAGCUCUUUCCUUCACCCAUUAUGCCAGCUUACACGAGGGCUACUGGGGCUGGCAAAAAGGAAGCUUCGGGUGAUGAAGACGUGGAAGAUGCAUGCAGAAGUUUUGAGAACUACUUGGUAGAGAUGAUUGUUGAAGAAGGAAAAGUGAGGGACUCGAUGGAUGUGGAGGAGCUUCUCAAUUGCUGGAAGAAUCUAAAGAGCCCAGUUUUCAUUGAUUUGGUUUGUAGAUUCCAUGGAGAACUAUGCAAGGACUUGUUUUCCUCUAAGGAUUAUGAAGCAUAGUCCAUAGUGAUUCCGCAGUUUGACUCUCCCCCCCAAGCCUGCAUAUUUCCUCUCCUCUCCUCUGAUAAGUUGUA
This is a messenger RNA of Juglans regia (Persian walnut), 852 nucleotides long. Its product is annotated as transcription repressor OFP17-like. The record is from RefSeq and is a predicted model, not a curated record. Gene Ontology annotation, biological process: negative regulation of DNA-templated transcription. The transcript has a single exon. Bases 233 to 778 code for a protein of 181 amino acids. NCBI's taxonomy places the organism in Eukaryota, Viridiplantae, Streptophyta, Magnoliopsida, Fagales, Juglandaceae.